This is a messenger RNA of Clunio marinus, 1909 nucleotides long. The record is from the annotation of a GenBank genome assembly. NCBI's taxonomy places the organism in Eukaryota, Metazoa, Arthropoda, Insecta, Diptera, Chironomidae.
AUGAUUUCCACGCAAGUAAAAGAACUUCUUGAAAUAACAGGAAAAUGUAAUGGAAAUCAAUAUUUACACGAUGAUUUAACGAUCAAUUGGUAUGAAGUAAGAGAAUUGCUAUUAAAAGACUAUGUUGAAGGUGUUCUCGAAAGCUAUGAAUAUUGUGUGAAAAUUAAGCCAACGCUUGAUUCAAUUAUUCUCAAUUGCCUGCAAAUUCAAGAUCAACCAGAACUGUUUAAAAAGACAAUUUUAGAAUUCUCUCAAUGGACGCAUUCGACAUCAGAAUUGUGUAAAAUAUUUAUUGAUUGGUGUGAUGAAAGUGAAGAUUAUUCAAUAUUGACGACGCUUCAACUGACUUCUAUGUUAGAAUAUGCACUUGGAAGUCUUUAUCAAUCAGAGAAACGUGUUCCACCUCCACAUUUGUUGAAGGAUCUUCUCGCUGAGUUGUCAGAUGAAAGUUCAUUGGAAUUUGAAAAAGUUUUCCUUUUGCGACUCGUUCUUGGCACAAGUAAAGGAUUGAAUUUAAGAAACAUUGUUUGGCAUGGCUUCAUUGAUAGCAUUCAUCGUUGUUAUCCUGCAUUUCUCUUUGUUAUAAUUGUUUCAUAUGGUAAAUCAUUAAAAUGUAAGAAAAUUGCACCGAAAUUGAGAUCUGAGAUAAAUUUUUCAAUCUCACUUCAAUCCAAAAACAUCCAAGUCGAAGAUCUUUUGAAAUCUCCAACAAUCAUGAAGUGCAACUUCAAUCUCUGGAAGCAAAUCGUAUCACUUCAAAAACGAAAGAAAUUUAAAUCUUCGAUUUUUCUUCUCUUAUCACAAAUCGAGUCAGUAUUGAGAUUUAUUUAUGGUCGAAUCAAUCAAGUAAAUGUAACAGCGCGACUUAAUAAAUAUUAUGUCAUAAUGGAUUCAAUAUUCUAUGACUACGUCCUUGAUGAUGAUGUGACGCCUCUGGUGAUUGGUAAAAUAAAUAAAUCUCAACAUACGCAGAUCAAAGAAACUAAUCGCAAAAAUCAAAUGAUGGAAACUUUUCCACUUUCAAUUAUUUAUCUCGGUUAUGAUUUAUUUCAUGCUGUAGAUGGUCCUCGAAUUCGUGAUAGGAUAAGCCACGCGGAAGUAUUUGUUAAAGAUGAGAAUUUUAGUUGGCUUCCAGCACUUGUAGAUAUCAGUUGUAAUUUGUGUUUUGUCUUAUUCUUAUCAAUAAUGAUGGAAAUCAACGGAACUUUAGAUAAUAAAAACAUUUUUAACUUUGACGAUUUAGAAUCAUCGACACAAGAAUUGGUUCUUAAAGCAAUUGAAGCGAGAAAUUUCGCUUAUUGUCCUUACUCAAAAUUUGCUGUCGGUGCAGCACUUCGAGCUACGACUGGUGAAAUCUUCACAGGAUGUAACAUUGAAAAUGGAGCUCAUUCUCCAUCAUUAUGUGCUGAAAGAACGGCAAUCGCCAAAGCAGUGAGUGAAGGUUUUCGAUCAUUCACAGAAAUUGCUGUUGUUGCCUAUCAAGAAGAAUCUUUCACACCUCCUUGUGGUGUGUGUCGACAAACACUCUCAGAAUUCGCUCCAACUGACAUGAAAGUUUAUCUAGCGAAACCAUCACCAGGAAGAGUUCUCGUAACUUCUGUCUUUCAAUUGUUGCCUUAUCGUUUCAAUCCAGAAAAACUCAAGAAAUGACAUCGCAGUGUUUAUUAUUAUUAUAUUGGUCAGAGUUGAUGUUUGAGUCCUUGGACAACUUAAAACCUUUCGACUCUGACCAUUUCUUAUCAUCAUUUUGACGACAUAAAUUAAAAAUAAUUAAAUCUACUUUAAUAAUCAUUUUUGUUGUUAUCACAAACGACUAGAAUCAAAAGAAAUGAGAUAAUUUAUACUUACUAACACGAACAAUUAGAUAUUGAUUGAGAUUAAAGAGAAUUUUAUCAACUUUCAAGGCAAA